Molecule: messenger RNA, 636 nt
Organism: Penicillium waksmanii
Lineage: Eukaryota; Fungi; Ascomycota; Eurotiomycetes; Eurotiales; Aspergillaceae
Exons: 1
Coding region: 1-636 (211 amino acids)
Source: RefSeq, a predicted model, not a curated record
AUGGACUUCUCUGAGCUCAAUCCAACAGCGUCUCAAUCCAGCCCCAAUGGACCGGAAAUUACAGAAUACUUUGGCCCUCGAAUCAUGACGGGACCAAGGCGUGAGUACAAGGUCUCGAGAAAUGCGUCUUUGAAUCCCAAAAUCGGGACACCAGUUGGUAUUACUGCUGAGGCAGGUGGUCUCUCCAGGACAUCCGAGGUUAUUCACACAUCCAGAUGGAUGUUUACCGGUACAAGACAUCCGGAAGAAACACCGGACAAAAGUCAGACACGACGGAGCUGUUUUCGACGGCUUAUCUGGCAUCUAGAGGAGAACAAACUGGAUGAUCAAGCCGUUCAACAACCUACGGUUCACUCAGCCGUCACUAUUCAUCAUGGUUCACAGCCCUUUCUGCUGGAUCUGAAAAUCGAGGCUAAGAUGCAUCGAUGGCGGGAUCGAAUCAAGCAAUCAUUUAUUCUGCCGCCGAGGAGUCGAAAGUCGUAUACGAGAUCGUUGAUAGAGCCAAGAAAGGAAAUCGAAAGCGAUGAAUCGUUUCGCGAGACUGUUCUCGGUCUCGAACAGGCUAUGAUUGACAAGAACCUCCAUCCAGUACCAGGUAGGUUUUACAGAGCCUCUGGCAGUAGCGUUCUUUAUUAA